Octopus sinensis (East Asian common octopus) is the source of this 1514-nucleotide messenger RNA. RefSeq names its product BRO1 domain-containing protein BROX. The coding region runs from base 2 to 1297 and encodes 431 amino acids. The transcript has 11 exons. The record is from RefSeq and is a predicted model, not a curated record. NCBI's taxonomy places the organism in Eukaryota, Metazoa, Mollusca, Cephalopoda, Octopoda, Octopodidae.
UAUGUCCCCUUUGUUAGUGUAUUGUUUUUGUUUCACAGUCAACAUGGCGGCUUACUGGUUCCAUCGUAACCCACUGAAAGCUACAGCAGCUGUAACUUUCGAACUUCAUGGCUCUACCACGGACCAAAUAAGCAGGAAAAUUAUAAGUGAUUUACGAAUGACCAGGAAUAAUUUACUGGAUCUUCUCACUGACCCUGGCCAUGAUAAGACAAUAAUUAUCAAAGCAUACACUGAAUAUUUUGCCUUCUUGCAAGGUCUUUAUCAGAACUAUGAAGGCCAAUCUGAAAAUAAGCUACAAAAAGCUAUCUACUUUAAAUGGACAAACACACUCAAAGGGAAAAUACCUGUAGUACAGAAAGAUGCAAUUUUCGAACAUGCUUCAAUGGUUGUCAAUGUUGCUCUCUGGUUUACCAAACAUGCUGCAAAGUUGGCAGCCCGUGAUAAUGUGGACAUGGAUGAAGCAAAGGAAGUUCAUAGAUGUCUUCGUAUUGCUGCUGGCAUGUUUACAUAUGUGAAGAAUGACUUGUGUGCAAGACUUGUAGACAUUGAUAGUGGUACUGAUUUGGAUGUUCGUGUUCUUGAUGCUUUCAUUUACCAAUCUACUGCCGAAGCUCAAGAAGUGACCACAGCACGAGCUAUUGAACUUAAACAUAGUGCCAGUUUAAUUGCUGCAUUAACAUAUGAAACUGCACAGCUCUACACAAAAGCUGAUGAUACUCUUUCCAGUUUAGAUGCUGAAACAGUUAACAAAUGGAGGAAAUACUUCCAACUAAAGAAAGAUUUCUAUACAGCCUACGCACAUACCUAUCAUGGAGAAACACUGCUGGCUCAAGACAAAUGUGGAGAAGCCAUCAAAUGCCUUCAGGAAGCAAUGAAAUAUUUUGAGAGAUCUAGUGCACGAUGUAAAGAAUAUAGUGCAGCAAAAGGAUCUGGGACACAAGCAAAGCCUCAUGAACACAUAUUCUUUAGAAAUCUUGGGCCAAAAGUACGAAGAACUUUGGAAAAAUGUGAAAGAGAAAAUGGAAUGAUAUAUCAUCAAAAGAUUCCUUAUGAUGCCCCAGUCAUUGAACUUAAAGCCACUUAUGGUCUUGUUACUCCUGAGGAAUUUCAGCCUAUCCCUGUGAACCCUAUUUGGACUCCUGCUGUCUACCAGAAGUUUGUUGUACCAGACACAGGUGUACUUGAAAAUAAAAAGCAAGAAGCUACGAAACAAGAAGAACUCCCAAAAGUACAAGAGAAAGAAUAUCCAAUGUCUGACAAGAAUGCGAAAAAUGAAACCGGCUGUCUAAUAUCAUAAUAUAUGUCUUUUGUCAAAAUUUUUGUUUGUUUUUUUUCUCUACUUCCAUAUAUGCUAAUAUGCACCUCUCUCUCUUUCUAUCUGACUCCCUCCAUAAUAAUGCUUAAGCUUUUAGUUCUGAGGCCCCAAUCUCUUCAUACUCACAUUCACAGCAUUUUCAUAAAAAUGUUUUGCAAGCAAUUUUUCCCAAGCAUGGGGUAUAUAUAUAUAUAUAUAU